Molecule: messenger RNA, 1392 nt
Organism: Hypoxylon fragiforme
Lineage: Eukaryota; Fungi; Ascomycota; Sordariomycetes; Xylariales; Hypoxylaceae
Product: NADH oxidase
Exons: 1
Coding region: 1-1392 (463 amino acids)
Molecular function (GO): FMN binding; oxidoreductase activity
Source: RefSeq, a predicted model, not a curated record
AUGCCAACCCGCUACACAACCCGCACCCCCGACGUCUCCGCGGCGCCCCUAUCCUCGCCCCUGACCUUCCCCUUCGCGACGGCAGCAGCAGCAGCGCCCAACCGGCUGAUGAAGGUGGCCAUGACAGAGCGCAUGGCGACGUGGGUCGAGGGCGACCUGGGCGCGAGCGGGAUCCCGACGCAGGCGCUGUGCGACCUGUACGGGCACUGGGCCGACGGCGGCUGGGGCCUCGUGGUGACGGGAAACAUCAUCGUGGACCCGACGCACCUCGAGGCGCUCGGGAACAUGAUCAUCCCGCCGCACGAGGACGAGGAGGACAACAAGCGCCGCUUCGAGGGGUACCGCCGGCUGGCGGCGGCAGGCAAGCGCGGCGGCGGCAUGUUCCUGGGGCAGCUGAACCACCCCGGGCGGCAGACGGAGGCGGCGCUGCAGCCGCACCCGGUGUCGGCGUCGGACGUGCAGCUGACGAAGGGGUACGGCGCGCUCUCGGCGUUCGGGCGACCGCACGCGGCGAGCGCGGCCGAGAUCGCGGCCGUCAAGGCGGCGUUCGUGCACGCGGCGCAGUACCUGGAGAGGGCCGGCUUCGACGGCGCGCAGCUGCACGCCGCGCACGGGUACCUGCUCGCGCAGUUCCUGUCGCCGACGACGAACUCCCAGCGCGCCGACGCCUACGGCGGCCCCCCGCUGCGGAACCGCGCGCGGCUGGUCACCGAGAUCGCGGACGAGAUCCGCGCCGCCACGGGCCCCGCCUUCGUGCUCGCCGUCAAGAUCAACAGCGUCGAGUUCCAGGAGGCCGGGUUCGAGGCCGCGGAGGCCGCGCAGCUGGUGCGGCUGCUCGAGGCGCACGGCCGCUUCGACGUCGUGGAGCUCAGCGGCGGCACGUACGAGGCGCCGGGGUGGCACCACCGGAAGGAGAGCACGCGACGGCGCGAGGCGUUUUUCAUCGAGUUUGCGGAGCUGGUCGUCCCGCACGUGCGGCGCAUGCGGACGUUCAUCACGGGGGGCGUUCGGACGGUGGGGGGGAUGGUGGAUGCGCUGAGGAGCAGCGGGCUGGACGGGGUUGGGCUGGGGCGGCCGAGUGCGACGGAGCCGAGGCUGCCGCGGGAUAUCUUGGUGGGCGGGGUCAAGGGCUGCAUCAAGCCGCUGGUAGGCGACACGAUGAUUCUGGGGGACGAGGAUGCUUGGGGCUAUAGCGCUGCGCUGGCUGGGGCGCACAUGCUGCAGCUGAGUCUCAACCAGGAGCCCAACGACCCGUCGGAUCAGGCCGUUGUCGAUGACUUCCUCAAGGGUUUUGCGAAGUGGGUUGCAGCUUAUCGUACGAGAUCCAAGACCGAUAUUCUUGACCAUGUUAGGUUCGAGUCAGUGACACCGAGGCCGUAUGGGGCAGGAUAA